Molecule: messenger RNA, 5059 nt
Organism: Xyrauchen texanus (razorback sucker)
Lineage: Eukaryota; Metazoa; Chordata; Actinopteri; Cypriniformes; Catostomidae
Product: Krueppel-like factor 12
Exons: 8
Coding region: 364-1395 (343 amino acids)
Biological process (GO): regulation of transcription by RNA polymerase II
Molecular function (GO): DNA-binding transcription factor activity, RNA polymerase II-specific; RNA polymerase II cis-regulatory region sequence-specific DNA binding
Source: RefSeq, a predicted model, not a curated record
CUGCCCUGAGCAGCUGAGAGGAGCGGAGAGGGGAGAGAGAGAGAGAGAGAGAGAGAGAGAGAGAGAGAGAGAGAGAGAGAGAGAGAGAGAGAGAGAGAGAGAGAGAGAGAGAGAGCAAGCAAGCAAGAGGACUUUAUAAGGAAGACAGUUUCUGUCGCUCUGCAGCUCCUGAUCAGCGAAGAUGCAUCCGAUGAUCUGAGUCACUUGCAUGGAUCUGUUCUUGGGCAAUGGCUGGGGCCAAAUGCUGGAAGUAUCGUCGCCACCAUGGAGAGGUGAGAGACUGAUUUGCCAGAGGAAGCUGAGGAAGUCAGACAGGAUUACGAGAAGCUGCAAAACCAUGUGAAUGACGCCAUCAAAAACAGGAUGUUAAUGUUAGACGGAAUGCCUGCAGUCCGAGUCAAAACAGAACCUCUGGAAUCUGAGAGGGGGUCACCCAAAAUGCACAGUUACCCUGAUAUGGAGGCAGUGCCCCUCCUGCUCAGCAAAGUGAAGGCGGAGCCUCCAGAAGACCUUCUCUCUUCCGAGCAGUUCCAGACCCAGACAGAGCCAGUGGACCUGUCCAUCAACAAGACAAGGACGUCAUCUCCUUUAUCCAACACCUCAGCCUUUUCUCCAUCCUCUUCUUCAUCAUCGUCAUCCUCACCUUCUGUCAUCACCUCCAUCUCCUCUGGAAUGCCCUCUGUGCUGACAUCUGGGCCCUUGGUAGGCUCUUCACAAGGAGUUAGGGGUCAGCAGGUUUUGCACAUUAUACACCCUGUCCCCCCUUCAAGCCCUACUAAACUGGCCAGCCAGGUGCACCGCAUCCCUGUGGUGGUGCAGUCGCUGCCCCUCAUGUACACCACGGCUGUACGCUCCUCUUCCACCCUCAACUCCACUAUCAUGUUACCUCUCCUGGACGGGGCAAAGUACCAGAGCAAAGCACAAACUGACCUCAAUGGCCUGUCGCCAAGACAAAUCAAAAGUGACAGCGAUGAUGACGACCUGCCAAACGUGACCUUGGACAGUGUUAAUGAAACAGGAUCCACAGCCCUGUCUAUAGCCCGAGCAGUGCAGGAUUCCAUGUCACCAUUCAGUAUUGAGAGCAUUCGACGGCCACAGCCACCUGAAUCUCCAGACUCCAAGAAGAGACGUAUCCACAGGUGUGACUUUGCGGGCUGUAAUAAAGUUUAUACCAAGAGCUCCCACUUAAAAGCACACCGGAGGACACACACAGGUGAGAAGCCAUACAAAUGCACCUGGGACGGCUGCACAUGGAAGUUUGCCCGCUCAGACGAGUUGACACGCCAUUACCGUAAACACACAGGGGUCAAGCCCUUUAAGUGCGGGGACUGCGACCGAAGCUUCUCCCGCUCAGAUCACCUGGCCCUGCACCGCCGCAGACACAUGCUGGUCUGAACUGGGUUGUCCAGUCCACACACACACACACACACACACACACACACACACACACACACACACACACACACACAAGAGGGGAGCUGGGUCUCCCCAAAUAGUGUUCAGCUGGGCUGGACACAGACAUGGCCAUCCCUGCUUCUGAGAAAGUAAGAGAGGAUAAAAAAAGGAACUGAAAUAAAGGAAUAUGUUAAUUUCCACACAUCUGCAAAGCUAAACAGGUCCAUUCAGGGAUGGAGGAGGCUAUUCUACAGGCUACAAUUUUGGAGACCAGGAUGUUCAGAUUUCAACACUGCCUCAUCUCUACAUAAAAACAUUCUUCACUUGGACAUAUAGUUUAUUUUCUGGUUUUCCUUUCUGAAUCUUUCUCGUGUUCUUUUCAAAUAUGGCUGCUUUUCAAUCAACAUCUACAAUGUGAAGAAAUGCAGAAUGGAAUGGCUGUACUUGUUAUUCUGGUCCAGGCCUAAUUUUGGCUGCUGUACCUCGGGCAGAUUUUGGCCAGCUUCUCAUGGUGAUGGAUUUGAGACUGACCAUGAAUAAUGUUGUUGCACAAUUUUUAGCAUUUACCUUUGUGGAACAUCAAGAGCCAAGAACAUCCAAGAAGGAUCAAAGGGUUGUUCUUUUGGUGAUCGAUUGGAGACUUUGGGCCAGUGAUUUCAAGGCGUGAGGAAAAGAGGUUGUCAUUUACUACAGAUCAACACACCAGUGAAUUAGUUAACAUAAAGUAACAUAUCAGAAUUUUAUUUAUGGUCAUUGUAUCUUCUGUUCCCUCAAAUGUUGAUUUUGAAUUAUUUUGUCAUUUACUCACUCUCAUGACAUCCCAGAUGUGUAUGACAUUCUUUCUUCUGCUGAACACAAACAAAGAUCUUUAGAAGAAUAUCUCAGCACUGUAGAUCCAUAAAAUAUAAGUGAAUGGUGACCAAAAUGUUUAAGCUCAAAAAGCACAUAAAGGCAGCAUAAAAGUAAUCCAUAAGACUUCAUUGGUUAAAUCCAUGUCUUCUGAAGCAAUAUGAUAGGUGUGGGUGAGAAACAAGACCUUGUUUACUAUAAUUGUCCUCCCUGCCCAGUAGGUGGCAAUAUGCAUAAAGAAUACAAAUCACCAAAAACAAAGGAAAGUGAAAGUGGAGAUUUAUAGUAAAAAUGAUUAAAUAUUGAUCAGUUUCAGAAGAUAUGGAAUACACCACCGGAGAGUCAUAUGGAUUACUUUUAUGCUGCCUUUAUUUGCUUUUUGGACCUUCAAAGUUCUGGCCACCAUUCACUUGCAUUGUAUGGACCUAUAGAUCUGAAAUAUUUUUUUCUAAAAAUCAUUGUUUGUAUUCAGCAGAAGAAAGUAAGUCACACAUAUGGGAUGGCAUGAGGGUCAACAAAUUUUAACUGAAAAGCUUUUCCAUUAAUUUAAUUUAAUACCUGUAUUAAACAGAAAGACAGUGGACACCAUCUCUGCUCAAAAGACUAGCUCAGACCAGCAUAAUUUCCAUCAUGGUCCAGUCAUGUUUAUACUUGAUUUGUGCUGGUCUAGUUUGGGGACCAACAUAGCCUGCUAUUCUCCUUAGCAAAACUUAGUUAGUAAAGCUGGUUGACAAGAAAGUCUUGUUGGCUCUGUGAACUAAGAAGCCUAGUGGAGACAAAAAAAUGCAACAUAUCCUGGUGAUCAGCUAAGAUCCAAUUGCAUCCUUUGAUUCCCUUUCUUUGUGAGAUUGUUUGUGGACCAUCAAGCUUUGAACCGCUCAGUUGUAAGUGUCAGUGAUUAGUACAACAGCUUCACAAAAAUGAGCGAUACUGGCUUUAUCCUUUACUCACUAUUUACCAAGAAUCCAGAGCUAUAUAGCAUUCUACUGACUGUCACAUGUGAAGAAUAGUCUCUCUUAUCAAUAUCUAUAUAAAUACACUACACAAACCAAGAUGAUCAAAAGAAGCAAUACAACCUAUUUGUGAAUACAAAAAACACUUUUGCAUAUGGUACCUAAAUAAAGCCACCUAAGGUAUGGGCUUUCAUCUGUCUUUGUUCAUAUGGAUUCUAGAGCUGUCAGAAAAGCUGUCUUAUGCCCUUGUGAUGCAUAUGCACUUUCAAGUGGCCACAAAAAGCCACCAUGAUUGCUUCACAGAUGAUUAAAUAUUACCAGAAUUUAAAUUUCCAAAUGGACACUUUGCAGUCUGUCUGUACAUGCAUGGGUGAUCAAAUAUGCUGACUAGAUCUACAGUCAAUCACACAGUUGCUUGGACAUCCAUGUCAUUUUUGUCACACACACACACAGAAUUUAAAUGAAUGUCAAAUGUUGUGAAAUGCUGUAAAAGGAAACAAAGGAAGAGAACGAUUCUUUACUUAGGAACAGUUUGUCCAUAAGAGAGAUAACAUGACCAAUCUGUUUCUAGCCUCUUUUUUAUUUUAUUUUUUAAUAUAUGUUCUGAAGUAUUAUGAUCUACCAUGUUUUAUGUUCUACAGUAUGUAUUUGUGUACACGUGUGUAUUCUGUAAAUGGGGUUGAACAUAACACGAGCACCUUGGUUUUAUGAAGAAUGAAAGUAAUUAUUUGAAUAUAAAAAUGACAUUAAUCACCAAUGUAUUUUAUCAUCAUAUUCUGUAUUUUUGAGGUGUGUCUGUAAUGUAGGGCACUUCAUCUGCAUAUGACUAUUUUCUGUACAAAAAAAUACAUUUAGAAAUGUUGUAAUAUAUGUGAAAGUGAAAGGAUAUUGCUCCGAUUUACAGGCUGUAAAUACCUAUUAAAAUAGGUCUUUUUUUUAAAUACAAGGGAUUAUCUUUAUACAUAUGCAGAUUUUUCAGAGACGUUCAUUUAGCUAAUAUAAUAGUGUUCAACCGUGCUAUGUGUGAGAAUGCAGAAGGCUCUCUGUCAUCUUAAAUACAAACGCAUAGUUACGUGCAAUUUAUUUGAACAAUCAAAUAAAAUGUUCAGCACAGUAUUCAGGUGGUGAUGCCUCUUUAUAGUAUAUAUAGACAGUAAUUUUUCAAUGUUUUUAUACUGACUCUAUGAAAUGUGAAUCAAAUUAAAAUAACAUGCUCCCAGCUCAGUAUUCAAGGGUCAUCUUCAGCAAAAAAAAUAAAACAUUUUUCAUUAUUCUUACACCAAUAAGGUUUCCACUCUGUAAAACAGAGGGAGGGAGAGCUGGGUUGUUUUAUUAACUCAUUUUGUAUAACUUUCCCUCCCCUGUGGCAUUCUCACAUGUGGCAUAAUUUUGUAAAGGCAAACAGGGUCAAAGUUAUGCAAUAAUAACGAGUGCCUAGUAUUAUUAAGAUUAUCACAUACAUAGUGUAUGCACAGACAUUACAAACAAAAUGUGUUCUAGAAAAGAAUUGAGCUCAAGUUGCAAGGUUUCUCUGGUUUAAACACCCAGACUCAACAUAGAAAAACACAAUUCUAAUCCUUUGAAAUGCACUGAGCCUUAUGACCCAUUUUGUGACAUCAGAAGGUGAAGAUGUGAAAUUAUCAAUUUAGUGUUUGUGUCUCCUAUGGAAGCUGCAUAAGAUUUGUAUGGUAAUAUUCACCUAUGGAAGGACAAAUUUGCUUAAUCCCCAGACCUAGUAAACUAUCUCUGCAGUUUCAGUCGUCUCCAAUCAUGGUAAUACUUCAGUCAAACAGGGAAUAUUCUUAAUGUUAAGACACUGGUGUUACAGCGUAGUCCUUUGGCAAUUCCUCUGUGAACAGCAC